AACUGAUAACUUUAAUUUUGUCUUUUAAAUUAGAAAUCGUAUUGGAGCUCUUCAAUAUGGGUGGCUGGUGGCCGAAAUAUCCAUGCGGCUUGCAAGGAAAAAGGCUACACCUCCAUUGCCACAGACUCUAAUCGCCUUAGCAGAUUUUUUAGACAUUAACCCUGACCGGUACAAAUGUUGUGAACGGCCUUUUUACCAAGAAAGAAUUGUUGAUGGACUUGGAAAAUGUUCCAUAAUAUUUGGUUGUGAAGAACUGGUUAAUGGUGUAAUUCGACUUGGUGGAAAUGAAUUGCAUACAGAUGCUACAUUUAAAGUAGUACCAUCUAAACCAAAAAGUCGACAAAUCUUCAUCAUGCACAUUAUUAUUCAAAACCAUUCCAUCCCUAUUAUGUAUGCAUUAAUAUAAUCAAAAACUCAAGAAGCCUAUAGACUAGUACUUGAAAAAUGUAAAUCGCUGUUCCCACAAUUGGCUCCCAUCAUAAUUAUGACAGAUUACGAGAAAGCAUUAAAAAAUGCUUUUUUAUCUGUUUAUCCUAAUGCAAACUUAUAUUCUUGUUGGUUUCACUAUGUACAGAGUUUAAUGAGAAACAUUCGACGAAAAGGCCUAACAACCUAUUUAAAAAAACUCUCAUGAGGCACAAAUGUGUGUAAAAAUGUUUGCCGCAUUGGCACUUCUUCCAGCAAAUCUAAUUGAAGAAGGCUAUCAAUGUAUACGGCAACAUGCAAGGAAUAAUAAUUUACAACUAACUCCAUUCUUCAAUUACUUUAACAGCUUUUGGUUACGGAUAGUAGGCCCAGAAACAUUUUCUGUUCAUGGAAUCGCUAGGAGAACAAAUAACAAUGUUGAAAAUUUCCAUGGACGUUUAAAAGAAAAAUUUCAGACUUCCCAUCCAAACCUAUGGACAUUUUUAAAACAUUUGAAUGAACUAAGUUUAAAAAACCACAUUACCAUUGCACAAUUAAGUCAAGGUCAAAAAGUAUCCAGACCAGUUAAAAUAAAAUACAUUGCCAAUUCAGAACGCAUAAAAAUUGCAACUGCACAAUUAAAUCUAGGAACAAUUAAUGUGUCUGAUUUUUUAAUUCAAUGUUCCUAUACCGCAGAGACUUAUAUUCGAGAAGAAUUAAACUGGUACACUCUUGUCGAACCUAACCUUAUAGUUGAUAAUGAUGAUCUCACACAAUCGGAUGGAGAUGAUAGUGUAUCGGUCGCUGAAGAUAUUCCUCACCCCGUUGUAAAUUUUGAUGAUCUCACACAAUCGGAUGGAGAUGAUAGAGUAUCGGUCGCUGAAGAUAUUCCUCACCCCGUUGUAAAUUUUGCUCAUCCCACACAAUAUGAUGGAGAUGAUAGUGUAUCAGGCACUGAAGACAAUAAUCAAGUAGCUGUGGAUUCUGAUGGUAGUGGAGAUUUAUUUAUUACCAGACAUGUGCAAGCUGUGAUAAGGAAUGAAGAUGAUUUUAUACUUGAGGAAGAAUUAGAUCCGGAUAUGGUCAACAUGAUGGAAAUAGAUAAUCGGAGACGAGAAGUAGAGUUACAAAAUAUUCCUUUUGUGCAAGUACCUAUAAAUCUUCCUUUGCCACCAAACAGCAAUAUAUGUGUAGUGUGCAAAGAUUUAGAAAGAACACAUGCCUUGAUCCCAUGUGGCCAUAAAGCAUUAUGUGGUAAUUGUGCCGAAUUGUUGCACCCAAAGCGUUGUCCAUUGUGCAAAGCGAAUUUCAGUUCAACUCUACGUAUUUGGUCAUAAUGUUCACUGUUUUUAAUUUUUCUAAUAACUACUACUAUAAUUUGAUUUUUAUAUUAAAUAAACAUUCAAAUUUUAUUUUGUACCAUUAUUUUCCAUUUUUUUUUUUUUUUUUGUAUAGAACAAAAAUGUAAAUAUAGGUAAUUUUUUAAGUAUAGUAUAGCUGUAACUGUUGAAAGCAGGGUUCACAUGUUACACUAUUAAUUUCAUAACUAACGCAAUAUAUAGUACACUAUAUAUACUUACAAGUGUACUAAACAGUCGUUAAGUCGUACACCAUGUGAGUGAGUUAAACUCCUUUAAAACUAUUUUUUUUAUAAUAUAAUUGUAUAUAAUAUAAUUGUUUAUAAUAUAAUAUACACUUUUGUUAGUUGGUGUUGAAAUGUAUUAUGAUUAAUGAAUAUGUCUGUAAAAUAAAUACAACUAAGUUAAACACAA
Messenger RNA from Acyrthosiphon pisum (pea aphid), 2177 nucleotides. RefSeq lists its product as uncharacterized. Bases 642 to 1742 code for a protein of 366 amino acids. The transcript is spliced from 9 exons. NCBI's taxonomy places the organism in Eukaryota, Metazoa, Arthropoda, Insecta, Hemiptera, Aphididae. The record is from RefSeq and is a predicted model, not a curated record.